GGUUUCACAUAUGGCUCUUCAGGAGUUCUAAAUAUGUUGCGAAAGUUUACUAAUGGAGUAUAAUUGCUAAGGCCAGGGCAAACUAGAUUUGCUACUGCUUUUAUUACACUGGGAAGGAUUCAUCUUCAGAAAGCCAACAUUAGAAAAAUAUUUACUUCGGAAAGUUGGACAACUAGUAAAUGGGCUAAAGAGGUGAAAGGCAAAAAGUAUGAAAGGACGGUUUUGAGUCCUGCCUCUUGGAAUCAUGUUGUUUAUGCUCUUAAGGUUUCCGGUCCUCUUGUUCGUGUGCUUCGACUUGUUGAUAAUGAAAAAAAACCAGCUAUGGGAUAUAUUUAUGAAGCCAUGGAUAGGGCUAAAGAAGCCAUUGCCAACUCACUCAAUGGCAAUGAAGAGAAAUACAAGAGCAUUUUUGAGAUUAUUGAUGCGAGAUGGUCACUUCAAUUGCAUCGUCCUUUGCAUGCUGCUGGAUACUUUUUGAAUCCUGAAUUUUUUUAUCCAAAUAAGAUGAGAAUUGAAUCUGAUGAAGAGGUCAAUAUAGGAUUGCUUUCGUGCAUUCAUAAAAUGGAAAAAAAUUUAGCAAAAGUUGACAUAAUUCUUGAUGAAAUUGAGAAAUACAAGGCAGCUGCAGGGACCUUUGAUUUUCCUUCAGCUAUUAGAGGAAGAACAACCAAAUCUCCAGCUGCUUGGUGGAAAACAUAUGGUUCUUCAACUCCAAACCUACAAAAGUUUGCUGUAAAGGUUCUGAGUCUCACAUGUAGUGCAAGUGGUUGCGAAAGAAAUUGGAGUGUAUUUGAGCAUUAAGAAAAGAAAUCGGCUAUUUCAAGAACGCUUGGACAAUUUGG
This is a messenger RNA of Hevea brasiliensis (rubber tree), 842 nucleotides long. RefSeq lists its product as uncharacterized. The record is from RefSeq and is a predicted model, not a curated record. The transcript is spliced from 3 exons. Lineage: Eukaryota; Viridiplantae; Streptophyta; Magnoliopsida; Malpighiales; Euphorbiaceae. Bases 322 to 801 code for a protein of 159 amino acids. Gene Ontology annotation, molecular function: protein dimerization activity.